Choloepus didactylus (southern two-toed sloth) is the source of this 1376-nucleotide messenger RNA. RefSeq names its product cilia and flagella associated protein 300 (gene CFAP300). The transcript is spliced from 7 exons. The coding region runs from base 224 to 913 and encodes 229 amino acids. Lineage: Eukaryota; Metazoa; Chordata; Mammalia; Pilosa; Megalonychidae. The record is from RefSeq and is a predicted model, not a curated record.
GCUAACGCAGAGGCGGGACCACGAUGGCUGCCGGGGAACCGGGAGAUUUGGGAGGCUACUACUUCAGAUUCCUGCCUCAGAAAACCUUCCAGUCUCUGAGCGUGCAGGAGACCACCAGCCGACUCCGCCAGUGGUGAGGGGCGAGGGGCAAGGAGAGAAGCGCCCCUUGGCCUUCGCAGUGAUGGAGGCGCGAGGCCGGGCGCGGGCCUGAGCGUCCAGGUCCAUGCUGGGCAGAAUCAAGGCGCAGGCAUUUGGGUUUGACCAGACCUUUCAGACUUACCGGAAGGAAGAAUUCGUUAUGGCUUUUUUCAAAGACCCAAAUGUUAUUUCCAAUUUGAAGUUACUUUCAGAUUCUUCUGGACAGUGGAUUACAUUAGGAACUGAAGUGAAAAAAAUAGAAGUAAUAAACGUUCCUUGCACACAGCUUUCAAUGUCAUUUUUUGAUCGUUUAUAUGAUGAAGAUAUUGUACGAGACAAUGGACAUAUUGUUAAGUGUUUAGAUUCUUUUUGUGAUCCCUUUCUCAUUUCUGAUGAGUUACGAAAAGUUCUGCUAGAGGAAGACUCAGAGAAAUACGAAGUGUUCAGCCAACCAGAUAGAGAUGAAUUCCUGUUUUGUCUUUUUAAACAUCUUUGCCUUGGUGGAGCCCUCUGUCAGUAUGAAGAUGAGCUUAAUCCAUAUCUGGAAACUACAAAGCUUCUCUAUAAGGAUCUGGUGAGUGUCCGAAAGCAUCCUCAAACCAAGAAAAUACAAAUUAUCUCUUCUGUCUUUAAAGUAACAGCAUAUGAUUCUGCUGGUAUGUGCUACCCUUCAACAAAGAGUCAUGAACAAACAUUUUCAUACUUUAUUGUGGAUCCUAUCAAGCGUCAUGUUCAUGUUUUAUACCAUUGUUAUGGUGUGGGGGAAAUGCCUUAACAGUGCUCUUUCAGAUUAUCCCUAUAUACAAUUCUUUUUGAUAUUUAUCAAUUUUUUAAUUCAACACUAAUUUAUUGGUAAACAUUUUCUUUGCAAGUUGUUACCUAUACAACGUGCUUGCUUAGAGCAGGAGAAAGCAAACAUGAAGAUGCCUUUCUUUAAAUUUGCCUGGAAUACUAACUCAGGAACCAACUCCAUCUUUAAUAUAAUCAAUACCAUUAUCAGUUGUGAAGUUUUUACAGAAAAUUAAAAGUUACUAAAAAUCUAAUUCAUAUUUAUUACAUUGAAAUUCAAGCAAUCCCUCAAUUUCCCAUGUAUUUUAUUUUAUAAGCUAAUUAAUUCUGGAUUGAAAUUUCAGCAGAAGACUGAUCAUUAAUAUGAACUGUUAGUUUUUUUAACUUGCAUUUCAUUUAAUAACGUUUCUUCAUUGCAUAAGGAUUUAUAUCUGUAGAGCUGUGAAAAG